Messenger RNA from Caenorhabditis bovis, 1518 nucleotides. Lineage: Eukaryota; Metazoa; Nematoda; Chromadorea; Rhabditida; Rhabditidae. The record is from the annotation of a GenBank genome assembly.
AUGCCGCCAAUGGCCCAAGCUGCAGUUGAGAAAAUGGAAAUUGACGAACCAAAAUCAUCAAAGGCCCCAGCUGAGCCACCAAAAGACUUGAAUGCAAUUGCCGUUGAGAAUAUCAAAGAAUAUGUUGCUUUGUUGGAUAAAGGAGAAAGCCACUUGAUUGGAAGAGUUCUUCAAUUUUUGCCAAAAACGCGAAAACAAUUAAACAACGAGGUAUUGAAUAAGGUUAUCAACCAACACUUGAGCAGUGACGAUUCAUUUGGUCCAAAACUUACUAAAUACGUUCCUUACACUGCUCCGCCAGCAGCAGAGCUUGCGCCAACGCCAAUGGACACAACUCCAGUGAAAUCUACAAAAUCACCAAAGAAGCUUGUUAAGCCUGUUCCAUCAAGUCUUGAAGCGGAUGUUUAUAUUCGUCUUCUUGUUAUUAUUUAUCUUUUCGAUCAAAAGAAAUAUGCUGAAGCUCUCGAAGUUAUCAACGCUCAAGCUGCAUGCAUUGAGAAAUCGGAAAAACGUUCGCUAGAUAGCUUUUCGGCUAAAACAACGUACUAUCUUACAUUGAUUUACGAGAAACAAAAUCGUCUCAAGGAUCUUAUUGGACUUUUGAAUUCUCGCCUUCGCACGGCUACUCUUCGUCGCUACAAUGAAUCACAAGCCGUUUUAAUUUAUUCACUUCUCCGUGCUUACCUCCUUAAUAAGCAAUAUCCAAAUGCUGCCCAACUCGUGAAUAAGGUCGCUUUCCCUGAAAACGCUUCGAACAACGACUUGGCUCGGUACAUGUACUACCAAGGGCGCAUAAAGGCUCUGCAAUUGGACUACUCAGCGGCUGCUGGAUAUUUUCUUCAAGCGCAAAGAAAGGCGCCGCAAGAGGGAGCCAUUGGAUUCAAGCAAACUGUUCAAAAAUGGGUUGUCGUCAUUAGUUUGCUUCAGGGAGAAAUUCCCGAGCGAAAUGUGUUCCGCCAACAAAUCUACAGAAAAUGCAUGGCGGCAUACCUGGAUUUGACCCAUGCCGUUCGCCUCGGUGAUAUUGUCAAGUUUAACAAAGUUUUGGAACAGCAUGGAAAGACUUUCGAGAAGGAUGACACUCUCACCUUGAUUGUUCGCCUGCGUCAAAAUGUCAUUAAAACGGCCAUCCGGCAAAUUUCUUUGGCUUAUUCGCGUAUUUACAUCAAGGACAUUGCCAAGAAACUUCUCAUGGAUAAUGAAACUGAGACUGAAUACAUCGUCUCAAAGGCAAUUGCUGAAGGAGCUAUUGACGCUGUCAUCACAUCCGACACGAAGGACAGCGAGCGAUACAUGCAAAGCAGCGAGACUGCCGAUAUUUAUCGAACAAGCGAACCUCAAUCUCAUUUUGAUACCAGAAUUCGUUAUUGCCUCGAAUUGCAUAAUCAAGCCGUGAAGGCGUUGAGAUAUCCACCAAAGAAGAAGAUCGCUGUCGAAAGCAUCGAACAACAACGUGAGCGUGAGCAGCAGGAGCUUGAGUAUGCGAAGGAGAUGGCCGAGGAGGAAGACGAAUUUUAA